AUGUGGAGAGUUGAACAAUGUUCGAAUGAACCAUAUCCAAGGUGUGCACAUCAAUGUGCAACUGUAGAUCACUAUAUUUAUAUGUUUGGUGGUUGGACUGAUGAAAAUCAAAUGUUAAACGAUUUACAUAGAUUCAAUAUAGAUACUUGGGAAUGGGAAGUUAUAAGACCUAAUAAAACGAAUGAAAAUGAUAAUCUUAAUCAUAAUAAUAAUAAUAAUAAUCAUACAAAUGGAAAUGGUGUAAUAGCUACUGCUAGUAGUAGUAAUACUGAUAAUAAUAAUGUUAAAAAUAAUAAUGAUAAAGAAAUAGAUGAACCUUUUAUAAUAUCUAGAAAUGGUCAUUCAUUCAAUGCCUAUGGUAAGAAACUGGUGUUGUUCGGUGGUGGUUCAUUCGCUGGUUUUCUCAAUGACGUUGUUUUCUUUGAUACUGUGACAAUGCGUUGGCAGCUACCGGUGAAUGCUGUCGAAGGAACACCACCGUCUGGCCGAUCGAAACACGCUACAACUAUGUUGGGUUCGCGUCUCUACGUGUUUGGCGGUGGUGAUGGUGUUCGACUGCACAACGAUCUCUACUACCUCGACUUGGAGACGCUUCGAUGGACAAUGGUGGAGUCGUCGCGUGGCGUGGUGCCGUCGCCGCGCUGGGGACACACCAUGGUGAGCAUCGACAACCAUCGACUCUUGAUAUUCGGAGGACACUCCGGUUCGAAGCGACUCAACGACCUUCACAUCUACGACUUGACUACGAAUGAGUGGUCGCAGCCAGUGGUUGGCAGCGGUAGUGAGCUGGCCAGCGACUGCUUCAAGCCGCAACCGAGAGCGGGUCACUCUGCAUCGAUGGUCGGUCGCUACAUGUUGGUAUUCGGUGGUGGUGACGGUCAUAUUCUUAAUGAUUUCGUCGGUCUUGACGUUACUUGUUGGCGAUGGUGGAAAGUCACUGCCGAUACACCCGGUGGCAGAUGUGCACACUCUAGCUCGAUCAUCAAGAAUAAACUAGUGGUAUUUGGUGGUGGAAAUGGUUUGCACUGUAUCAAAAAGAUGGUUGUAUUUGAGAAUAUCGAUAACAUCGAUCAUCUUUACCAACAACAUCUAUACCAAGCGAAACUUAAACAAGACGACAAAAAUCAUACCACCAUUCACAGCUCCAAUAGUAACACACCCAAAAAGAUUAUUAUUACACCAAAGAAAUUGAUAAAACCAACAGCUGACGAGACUUUACUAUCUAAUACAAUCGAAUCUAUAGCAAAGAAAGUUCAAUCAAAUACUAUUAAUAACAAUAACAAUAAUAAUAAUAAUAUUACAACAACUACAUCUACAACAACAACUACUACAUCUACAACAUCAUCAAAUCAACAAACAAUUAAAUUAAAUCUUGAAAAUAAUAAUAAUAAUAAUAAUAAUAAUAAUAAUAAUAAUAAUAAUAAUAAUAAUAAUAAUAAUAAUAAUAUAAAUCAAGUAAAUGAAACAAAAGAUGAAGAUCUGACAAACUUGCUUGUACAAACACCAACCGAUAAAUUAAAAGAUAGUUGCUUAACAGAUAGAGAGAGAAGAGAUAUAAAAUUCUUUUUAACCAAUAUUGGAAUGGCUAAAUUUGGAUUACCACCAAUACCAAUCGAUGUCGACCCUAAUUUCAGUCCGAGAAUAGAUGAUGAUAAAUUGGAUCUAUAG
Heterostelium album PN500 is the source of this 1668-nucleotide messenger RNA. Its product is annotated as Kelch repeat-containing protein. The record is from RefSeq and is a predicted model, not a curated record. Lineage: Eukaryota; Evosea; Eumycetozoa; Acytosteliales; Acytosteliaceae. The coding region runs from base 1 to 1668 and encodes 555 amino acids. The transcript has 4 exons. Gene Ontology annotation, molecular function: protein binding.